This is a messenger RNA of Pochonia chlamydosporia 170, 1788 nucleotides long. Its product is annotated as AMP dependent CoA ligase. Lineage: Eukaryota; Fungi; Ascomycota; Sordariomycetes; Hypocreales; Clavicipitaceae. The coding region runs from base 1 to 1788 and encodes 595 amino acids. The record is from RefSeq and is a predicted model, not a curated record. Gene Ontology annotation, molecular function: CoA-ligase activity. The transcript has 5 exons.
AUGCCGUUUACAACUCCUGACUAUGCUGAGAAGCUGCCGUGCGAAAUACCAGAUUCAGUUCCCAUCCAUAAAUUUCUCUUUGGCCAAGAGGACAAGUAUGGUCGCUAUCCAUUGUCGUCGUCAAAGUCACCGUUUACAUGUGGCAUUUCCGGGAAGGGUUAUGACGCGGCGGAAGUCGCAGAGAGAAUUGACCUGCUUGCCGCGGCUCUUGCUACGGAACUUAGGUUUGAGGUGAACAGUCCUGAACUGGACAAGGUCAUUAGUAUUUUCAGUGUUAAUACGAUUGAUACCAUGACCGUAUCCUGGGCGACACACAGACUAAACGGCGUUUCAUCCCCAAUCAGUCCCUCCUACUCUGUCACAGAACUCACUCGUCAGCUCAAGGCCGUCAAGGCAAAAGCACUCUUCACCUGUGUUACAUUGCUGCACACUGCAUUGGAGGCGGCUGACGCAGCUGGGAUCCCCCAAAACAGAGUAUACCUUCUUGAAGUCCCGGAAAAGGUGUCCAAGGGAGCGACACUCCCACACGAUAUCUUGACAGUCGACAAACUCAUUGAAACGGGGAGAGGAGUUGAGAAACUGCCGAAGCUGGAGUGGACAGAGGGCCAGGGCGCUCGACAGACGGCUUUCCUGUGCUCUUCGAGCGGCACGUCUGGUCUACCUAAAAAUGUGCAAAUUUCGCAUCGAAAUAUCAUUGCGAAUGUCAUGCAACUUGCUGUGUAUGAGUCGAAUUACCGCACCCCAGGACCACAAGGAAACCUGGGAGUCCUACCCAUGAGCCAUAGCUAUGCGUUGAUAGUGACGGGCCAUCUUGGCGUUUAUAGAGGACACGAGGUAUUUGUCCUUCCGGGGUUUGACAUUCACGAUGUGGUACAUGCCAUUUCUCACUACAAGAUCGAAAACCUCUGGAUGGUCCCUCCCAUGAUUGUAGGAAUGAUCAAAGCAGCAGCCAUUGUUGAGAAACACGACCUCAGCCACGUGGACACAGUGGUUGUGGGAGCGUCAAAUCUAACAGAUGAGGUAGCCGCCGCGUUUACAAAGUUGAUGCCGAACUGCAAUUUCGUGCAGGGCUACGGACUCACAGAGACGGCUGUGGCGGUGUGUAUGCAGAAUAGGGCGGACAUCAUGUCUGGAUCUUGUGGGAGUUUACUACCUGGGUUUGAGGGGCGACUUGUUGAUCGUGCAGGGGGGGAAAUUACUGCUCUUGAUACGGCUGGGGAGUUGUUGCUGAAAUCGCCGACCGUGAUGUUGGGAUAUUUGGAUAAUGAGCAAGCUACGAGGGAGUCGUUCACAGAAGAUGGGUGGUUAAGGACAGGAGAUUUGAUUGAGUUCCGGAAGAGCGAGAAGGGGUAUGAGCACCUCUUCAUUGUGGAUCGGGUGAAGGAGCUCAUCAAAGUUAGAGGAAUGCAAGUAUCCCCCGUAGAGGUUGAGGCUCUUCUGUCUCGUCAUCCAGCCGUUGCAGACGUCACGGUCGUGCCUAUUCCGAAUGAUGCGGCUGGUGAACUACCCAUUGCGUUUAUAGUGAGAGCGCCGGAGGCGAAGGACCAGGACGAGAAUGAUCUCAAGGAUAGGAUUCAUGAGUUUGCGAAUACUGAAUUGGCGGAGUUUAAGAGACUGGCGGGCGGGAUUGAGUUUGUGGAUGCGUUGCCAAAGUCGGCGGCUGGAAAGACGAAGAGGGGUGAUAUGAAGGGGAGGGCGAGGGACAUGUAUGAGGCCAGGAGGGUGCGGCCGGUGAUUUUGCAGACGUUCGAGUUUGAUUCUGAGGAUGAUGAGGAUGAAGAUGAGUAG